AUGGUUUACACAAUUCUUAAUUCACUUUUUUUAGUAAUCUCCAUUCUAAGGUUCGCUCUAGCAUCUGAAAAACUAGUCUUAACAGAUUUAACUGGUGUAUACACUAGCUCAUCAAUUUCAUGGAAUGCAAAUAAUGUUUAUUUAUGUGGUGCAACAGAUUUUACUGAAUUUGCUAAUACUACUGCGCUUGGGUGGUUUGGAUAUGGAAAUAACAGCACUUCAAAGAAUUUUACCAAUCUACCUCCUCAUUGGAGUAUAACAAUUAGGUUUGAACUCAUUCUUUAUGAGUCUUUAGAUCCAAAUGAUUAUAUUUAUGUUAAUAUUAAUGGAUAAACUGACGCAUACUAAAAAGAUGCAUAUUGGCUUGGAUAUUAUUUUUGCUAUCUAAAUAAUUAUUAUUAUGAUGAGAUAGUCCUUUUUCAUAAAAAUUUUACUUCCCAUACAGAUUCUUUUAUAAAUAUACUUGUUUGGUCGAAAACAGAUGAAUCAAUACUCAAUGAAGGUUUUGGACUAAAAAAUCUUUAUUUGUCAGUAGAUACUUGUCAUGAAUCAUGCCUAACUUGUAAUGGACCAACAGCUAACUAAUGUACAUCUUGCCCACCUAAUUCCACCUAAAAUGGAAAUACUUGUAAAUGUAAUAGUGGCACUUAUGCAUAAGAUAACAAAUGUGUAAAUGUUUGCCCAGCCGGAUAAAUUAAAGAUUCAACAGGAACACUUUGUAUAUAAGAUUUUUGUUACAGCGUUUAAUGCUAAACUUGCUCAAACAGUAUUUGUACUCUUUGCCAAUCUGGAUAUUAUCUCCUCAAUGGAUAGUGCGUUUAAAGUUGCCCUUCAUAUACUACUGUUAAUGGUUAAUAAUGCAUCGACAUAAUUACUAAGACUAGCUAUGGAUAAUAUUUGUAUAAGGGUAUGUUCAGUACAUACUUUGGGGAAGGCGAAAUAUCAGGAACUGGAUUAUCAUAUUCAGGAUUUCAAGGAUAUUUAACAAACCCGAGUAGAGCUAUGACAACUGUUUGUGGAGGUAAGAGUCUUUUAGGUGGAGCUUAUUUAAGCUCAGUAAAUUCUUAUAUAAGUAAAAACUUUACUGGAAUAGCCCCUCAUUGGACAGUAUUAAUAGGUUACACAUUAUAUAAAAUUGAUAAUUGGAACAACGAAUCAAUUUAAAUGAUAGUAGAUAAUGAUGUGAAAAAUACUACAACUAAGAGCGCAAGUGAUGGAACGAGUAAUAUCUGUGGAAGAGUUUCAUUCAAGGAUUAAAUUAUAUAUGUUACAUAAAACUUUACCCAUACAGCUACCUCCCUUAAUUUAAAAAUUAGUUCUACAUUAGCUUCAACCCCUUUUACAGAAUCGUAUGGUAUCAGAGAAAUGUUUAUAUUAGUUGAUUACUGUACUACUAAUUGCGCAGUUUGUAAUGCUUAAGGUUGUACUAAAUGCUAAACAAAUUUUUAUCUAUAUAAUUUCUAAUGCGUAAGCUAAUGCCCAAGCAACUAUGCUCCUGACACUAAUUAAUCUUGUCAGCCUUGUGAUGCGACAUGUCUGACAUGCUCAUUUCCAUAGAGUUCAACUUCCUGUAAAACUUGUAAGCCAAAUACAUAUUUGAACCCAAAUAAUUCAUGCUAAAGCACUUGUCCAGAUAAAUACUGGCCUAAUACAUCUAAUUUGACUUGUUAAACCUGUGAUACCAAUUGUUAUAAUUGUAAAAGUCCAGGAGAUUAAAAUUCUUGUACAAGCUGUAGUGGAAAUGUAUAUUUGAGCAAUAAUUAGUGCAUUUCUACUUGUCCUCCUGGAACAUUCCCUUUAAAAUAAACUAAUAAUAAUAUUUGCCAACCAUGUGAUUCAUCUUGCAAAACAUGUAAUGGAUAAAAUAGCAAUAACUGUUAAAGUUGUUAAGCUCCUAAUUUAUUUUAUCAAGCAAGCUCAUCAACUUGUGUAUCUAGCUGUAAUACUGAUUAGUAUAAAAAUACUAUUAAUUAGACUUGCUCUUAAUGCAAUUCAAUAUGUGCUACUUGCUCAGGACCCAACAAUAAUAAUUGUUCAUCAUGUACUGGAAAUUCAUUUUUGUAUUAAAAUCAAUGUAUUCCUAAUUGUCCUAAUGGCUAUUUCAACAAUACUAAUAAUAAUACAUGUACUCCUUGUGAUAGUUCUUGCUACACAUGCAAUGGAAAUGCGCCAAAUAAUUGUCUCUCAUGUUAGCUUUAAAGAUAUUUUAAUCCUGUCUCAAACUAAUGUGUUUACACUUGUAAUUCAAACUAAUAUCCUGAUCCAACAUCUAUUUAAUGUAAAUCUUGUGAUUCAAAAUGUUUGACAUGCAAUGGACCUUCAGCAACAUAAUGCACAAGUUGUGGGAAUGGUCUUUACUUAGAGAAUAAUUAAUGUGUUUAACAAUGUAGUUAAUCUUAUUAUGUCAAACCCAAUACUAAUAUUUGUUAGUAAUGCGAUUCCUCAUGCUUGACAUGUAGCGGCCCUUCUUCUUAAGAAUGUACUUCAUGCGCAACAAAUUUAAUAUUCUUGAACUCUUAAUGCUAUUCUGAAUGUCCAUCUGAGUAUUAUACUUCAUAAGAAUCACAAACUAAAGAAUGCAAACUCUGUAAUUACUAAUGCAAAUUAGGAUGUAGUGGCCCACUUGCUGAAGAUUGUGACUCUAUUAAAUACUAAUAUUAAAUUAUAUCUUACAUUUUGGCAGGAAAAUUUUUCCUAUGGUGUACUUCUUCUAUUUUAGGAUUUAUAAUGGAUAAAAAGUAGUCUAGGGUGUAAGUAGAAACAUUUGCCCGUAAAGUCUCAGUAGAAAGUGAUAAAUUAGACAAUUUGUAAGAUUCACCAUAAAUAGAGGAAUAUUAUGACAGACAAUAAUAAAAUGGAGAAAAAUCUUCUACUAAAUUUAAGUCAGAAACUGCCUCCUAAUAAAAUUAAUAAGAUCUAAUUAAUUUAAAAUAGCAAGCUCUUUAAUUUUAAAUGAAAGUAGAUUUAGAUAAAAUGAAAAGAGUAGGAAAUAGGAGACCAAGAUAAAAAUUUUACAAAAAUGCUUUUUAUGAUAGAUCCAUGUAGACGUUUGAAUUUUAAUUACCUUCGAUUGCCUUUAAUAUGAAUUCUAGCUCCCACACAAGGAAUCCUAAUGAACUAGGAGGAACUGUAACUACCGUACCUAAUUUGUCAUAAGUAAAAACUUAAAUGUCAGGCAUUUAAGAAGUAAAAAUAACUAGGCCUUAUAUUUAUAAAUAUAAAAUGAAUGAAAUAUUUAAGUUCACAAUAUUAGGAAAUGAGUGGGUUUCACUAUUUUACUUUUAUGACCACAAUUUAAAUAGAUUAACUAGAGCUACUUUAAUCUUUUUGAAGUAUCUGGCUUUCUUUUUCUCAACUGAACUGAUUUAUAGUUAAUCAUACUACUUAUUGAUAACAUGUCUGUUAUUUGGAUGGACUUCAAAACAGUGGCUUAAAUAUAUUCACUAGCUACUUACAAAAAUAUCUUCAAAAUUUAUUCAAUUAAUUUUAUUGACUUUCUUAGCUUUAAUUUCUGUUCAUAUGUAUUUUUGGUUUGUUCCAUAGCUAAUGAGUCUUAAAUUUCUUAAGGAUGAAACAUGGAGCUUGUAUUAUGGAAUAGUAUCUGCUACUGAUUUUGUUGUAUUUUAACAAUUAUUUAGCUUUUUUGAAUACAUUUAUUCCAUAAAAUACCUAAAUAACUAAUUUAACAGACUAAAACUUUCUAAAAUUUACUAAUUAGUAAUAAAUUAAUAAUUUAUAAAAAAAAUUAAAUAAAAUGAAAUAUGA
Tetrahymena thermophila SB210 is the source of this 3765-nucleotide messenger RNA. Its product is annotated as zinc finger lsd1 subclass family protein. Lineage: Eukaryota; Ciliophora; Oligohymenophorea; Hymenostomatida; Tetrahymenidae. The record is from RefSeq and is a predicted model, not a curated record. The transcript has 12 exons.